Rhea pennata is the source of this 1822-nucleotide messenger RNA. Its product is annotated as 2'-5'-oligoadenylate synthase 1-like. NCBI's taxonomy places the organism in Eukaryota, Metazoa, Chordata, Aves, Rheiformes, Rheidae. Gene Ontology annotation, cellular component: nucleoplasm; cytosol; membrane. The transcript has 6 exons. Gene Ontology annotation, molecular function: double-stranded RNA binding; protein binding; 2'-5'-oligoadenylate synthetase activity. The coding region runs from base 177 to 1745 and encodes 522 amino acids. The record is from RefSeq and is a predicted model, not a curated record. Gene Ontology annotation, biological process: negative regulation of viral genome replication; defense response to virus; regulation of ribonuclease activity.
ACAAGGACCUGGGAUGGGAGGAUCUAGAAGCAUUCCUCAGCUCUGCGUGCCUUGUGGAGAAAUGAAACUUUAAGGCUGGGGCCACCUUAAGUUCCCCGCUGUGACGCCAUCAGAGCAGCAGCCUGAGAAGGUUUAAAGAGCUGCAGGCAGGAAAGGACCAGAGACUCCGGAGGAGGAUGGCACUGGGGCAAGUGCCAGCCAUGGACGGACUGUGGACGGUGACUGCCGGUGAACUGGAUGCUUGGAUCGCCAGGACCCUGGAGCCCAGCACCGCUUUCUGCACACAGGUGAAGCAGACAGUGAAGCAGAUCUGUGAUUUCCUCAAGGAGCAGUGCUUCGAGGGCAUCCGCGUCCACAAGACUGUCAAGGGCGGGUCAGCAGGCAAGGGCACGGCCCUGCAAAACAACUCUGAUGCCGACGUGGUGCUCUUCCUCAGCUACUUCUCCAGCUACGAGGACCAGAACCAGAGGCGAGCUGAAAUCCUCGCCCUCAUUGAGGAGAGGCUUGAGUGCUGCAGACAGACACUGACGUUCACUGUGGACAUAAGCAGACCCCGGCGCAAGAGCCCUGUCAACUUUUCCCCACGCUCCCUCAGCCUCACUCUCUGGUCCAGAUGGGGCGCAGAGUCCAUCGAUGUAGACAUCCUGCCUGCCUAUGAUGCCUUAGGGCAGGUGACACAGGACACCGCGCCAGCCGCCGACGUGUACGUUAGGCUCCUGGCUGCACAUGGUGGCCCUGGUGAAUUCUCCCCCUGCUUCACUGAACUGCAGAAGAAGUUUGUGAAACGUUGCCCUGCCAAGCUCAAGAACUUGCUGCGCUUAGUCAAGCACUGGUACAAGGAGUUCCUGAAGCCACAGUACCCCAAUACAGACCUGCCCCCCAAGUAUGCUUUGGAGCUGCUGACCAUCUAUGCCUGGGAGCAGGGCACGAAUGCCAGAGAGAGCUUCAGCAUGGCUGAGGGCUUCCGCACAGUGCUGGAGCUGCUGUGCCAGUAUCAGAAGAUCCUCAUCUACUGGGAAAGGUACUACUCUCUCCAGCACAAUCAGGUGGGCACCCAUGUGAAGAACCUGCUGCACAGCUCACGCCCUGUGAUCCUGGACCCUGCUGACCCAACAGGGAUCCUGGGACAAGGCAAAGAUUGGGCGGUGGUGGCAAAUGAAGCUGCCCGGUGCUGUUCUCUGCCCUGCGUUGCCUCUGUCCAGCCCUGGAAUGUGCAGCCAGCCCGGCCCGUGACAGUGGAGAUAAAGCAACUGACAGGCAACAGUCUGACCAGGACUGUCAGCCCAGACACCACCAUCCUGAAGCUGAAGGAAGAGAUUACGCAGCAGUGGGGCAUCCCUCCAUACCAGCAGCGCCUGGGCCAGCAGGAGCCAGACCAGAAUCUCCACAUCCUCCAGGACAGUGAAACCCUGGCCUCCUACAACAUCUUCUGCAGCACCACACUGAUGCUGCUGCACACUGAGACCCAGGAGAUGCAGGUCCUAGUGAAGGACGACAAGAACCGCACAAGCACCUACACGGUGCGGCCCACCGACACUGUCCGGCAACUCAAGGAACAAAUCUGCACCCGGCUGGGCCCUUCCGCAGACCAGCAGCGCCUGACAUUUGGCUCCAAGGAGCUAGAGGAUCGACAUACACUGGCGCACUAUGGCAUCCAGAGCAAGAGCAUCAUCUACCUGCUCCUGCGUCUUCGUGGGGGCACAGGCCCCUGGCACCCCCUCUUCCCUGCUCCCUUGCCCUCCUGAGCAUUGACUGGGCACCAGCCCACAUUGCUGUAUCUAUGCACCACCUGUAAUGCUGAAAAUAAAUGACUUGGAAAGCC